AUGGAUGACUUGCAUCAAGUGGCGUCGUGUAAUUCCACAACAAUGCACAAUUUCCUCGAAAUGGUGUUGUCCGUCAAAAUACUGAAAAUAACUGGAAUAAAGGAAAAGCAGACCUGUGCUCGAAUGGGCCGUCCUGGAACUUCGAGGUUUACACCCAAGGGAAUCCUUAAUUCUGAACGACAUGUUCUACCACCGUGGAUCCACGGCAUCCUACAGAAUCUGACUUUGGCCACAUUCACUACUCAUUCACAUUGUAUUGGAUAUGGCUGUAUUCGAGAGCAAUCCUUAUUUGAACGAAAAAACAAUGUCGAGGACGGAGAUAGAGCGGACGAGGAAAUCUUGACCGAAGAACAACUACAACGCAAAGAACAGCGGAUAAACAGGAGAAGGGAAUAUGAAAAGCAAAGGAGAACAAAGCAGCAAAAGAAAACUGUGGAGAAAGUCCUCAAAAAGCAGGUUGGACGGAAAAAGAAAUUGAAAUCCGCCGUUUCAGAACAAGUCAGCAUGAUUUCCACUCUCUCCACAAGAUCGGGGACUCUAAUAAGUUACCCCGAGAACUACGAACCGGCAGAAAUCAGUCUACCUCCGCCACGAGAAAUGACCUGUGGGGCGGCUGGCUGUUCGAAUUCGAGGAAAUACGCCUGUUCUUCCACGGGUGUGCCUCUCUGCAGUUUAGAGUGCUACAAAAAACUUAAUUUUAGUUAAUUUAUAUUAUUUACGGAAUUUUAAACUGACG
Octopus sinensis (East Asian common octopus) is the source of this 736-nucleotide messenger RNA. RefSeq lists its product as uncharacterized. Gene Ontology annotation, biological process: chromatin remodeling. Gene Ontology annotation, cellular component: Ino80 complex. Lineage: Eukaryota; Metazoa; Mollusca; Cephalopoda; Octopoda; Octopodidae. The coding region runs from base 1 to 705 and encodes 234 amino acids. The record is from RefSeq and is a predicted model, not a curated record. The transcript is spliced from 4 exons.